Messenger RNA from Rana temporaria (common frog), 3244 nucleotides. RefSeq names its product paralemmin (gene PALM). The transcript has 9 exons. Gene Ontology annotation, cellular component: membrane. The record is from RefSeq and is a predicted model, not a curated record. NCBI's taxonomy places the organism in Eukaryota, Metazoa, Chordata, Amphibia, Anura, Ranidae. The coding region runs from base 94 to 1209 and encodes 371 amino acids. Gene Ontology annotation, biological process: regulation of cell shape.
UCACACUCAUACUAAUACAUACGAAUAGACACUCAGGGCCAGACCAGGCUCUGCCGCCUGCACAUCACCCCGAGCUGUACACGAGCGGGCACCAUGGAGAUCAGAGAAUCACAAAGUCAGCAGGAAAGGCUGCAGAUGAUAGCGGAGAAAAGGCGACGUCAAGUUGAAAUUGAGAACAAGAGACGUCAGUUAGAAGAUGAUCGAAGACAACUGCAGCAUCUUAAGUCUAAGGCUCUACGAGAGCGCUGGCUUCUUGAUGGAGCUCCAGCUUCUACCCCUGAGGAAGAUGAGGCCACAAGAAGACAGAUGCAAGAAGAUGAACUGAAGACCCAGGAGCUUGAGGACAGUAUUCAGAGGCUGGAGGGAGAAAUUGAGUUACUGGAGAGUGGCUUGUCCAGCACAUCCACCAAAGAGAGCCUAGCAGAGGAGAUGGCACAUUCAGAGCCUGAGAACCAAGACACUGUCAACAUCCAAAAGACCAUAGUGAAUGCUGCCAGAGAUCAGAAUGCUGUACAGUCCCCGGCAAAGAAGACAGAUAGUCCAGAUAUGAUGAGAGCAGCCAUGUACUCUGUGGAGAUAACAGUAGAGAAGGACAGAAUCACAGGGGAGACUAAGGUCCUCUCUAGCAACACUGUGCUCCCCAAAGAGCACCUGCUUCAGGGGGUCAAGGUGUAUGAAGAUGAACAGAAAGUUGUUCAUGCAGUAAGAUCUGAGGUGGCAAUUCCCAAUGAUACGGUCCACCCGCUGAGUUCCACAGAGGUGGAAGAGCUGAUCACAAAGGCAGAGGAAGCAUCACUCAGUGAGAUUUCCUUAACCUCAGAUGAGAAGGCCCAGAUCAAAAAAGCAUCUCCCCGCAAGGAGAUUCCUGGUGUGCAAGCUCGACCCCCUCACACAUCACCAGGCCCAGAACAACCAGUAACCAUGAUUUUCAUGGGCUAUCAGAAUGUGGAGGAUGAGAAUGAGACAAAGAAAGUUUUGGGCGUGGAAGAGGCUAUCACUGCAGAACUAGUCAUCAUUGGUGAUGGGGAUGCCCAGCCAGCUGUUGAUGGAGACCUACAAGAAAAGGUUCAACAUCCUCCCAAUGGUGCCCCUGCAGAUACUCCCAACAAGAGUGAGAAGCCAGAGACCAAUGACACAGCAGCACCCACGAGUGGAGAGCAGGACCUAAGCAUGAAGAAACAAAGGUGCAAGUGUUGUAGCGUGAUGUAAGCAGAACGUAGGGGAGGGCUGUGCCUUUCCUCCUCUACUUCACAUACCCCUUAAAGCCUAAGAUGGGAGCUCCUAUGUCACCAUGGGGAACUGCUACCCCUUAGCCUUUUUCUCAGUUCCAUAAUGGGUUCCCUCUGUUUGCUGCAGCCUUUGAGGGAGCCCUCUUCACAAUUUCAAGACUCAGAAUGUGGUAUCCAGUCUGCCAUAAACAUUGCUUCCUCGUAAACCUGGAAGGACUGUACAACAUAAUCCAAUAAUUUGAAUGACUCAGGCCACACUGAGUUUCCAAGUUAAAGCUUUUCAGACUGUGAAGAAAACUUUUUCCAUGUCACUCCCAGGUGUAUGAGAGGGGUGCUUGUUUUUCUUCUCAGCUCUAUACAUGCUGUAAUGGCAGAAACAGUUCAACAUUUUAUCUUGUUGCCAUCCACUGUAGUCAUCUAUGAAGAAUCUGCAGCUCUCUCUAUAUAUUAAGAAAGCUACUGCCAAUUUGUACAAAGAAGAUGUUCAGCAUACACUUCCAAAUGCCUCCAACUUGCUCUUCUCCCAGUGCUAAGCCUUAUCAUUGCCCAAGCCUGAUUUUCAAGAGAGAUUACAAAAGCUUACAUGAACUGAAUGUAAUGUGGAUAACACAGAAUUACUAAAAUGAAAAUCGGUCUGGAAUAUUUUCCCUCUGGGUAUGAGAGUCUUAGCAGGAACUAGAUAAUUAGGUGAAGAUGGCUCAUACUUGUACAAAAAAAAUAGUAAUUAAGAGGUAUACUGUGAUAGAAUUUUAUGGUUAUUUUAAUUCUAAGACAUCAACAGAAAAAGUGUUAAGGUUUGGACCCUAUUUAGCCUAGCUGUAAGAAGUGUAUGUUCUAUAAAAGAGCAUAGUCAUUGAUGGAUAAACAUGCUACCUGUAUAAUUGCACAGGACCCAUCAAAAUAUGGAUUUUCCCCUCUUUUGAACGUGUGUGUAAAAUUCAUAUGUAGGUGUAUUUCAAGUGAAUUGUUAUGAUCAUAAAGGGGAGUUUUUCCACCUCAAUCUUCAUUGCUUGAAAAGAGCCAACUCAACACCCAUAGUCUUCUUAAACUCCUAAACUGGAACAGAGAAUAUAAGGAGAUCAUGAGACCUCAGGCAAGGGCAACUCAGUUCUUAGUAACAGAUGUAAACUGUAAUAAGGAUAUGUAGGCCAGGAAGUUGUUCUGUACACUAGUCCACCUUUCAACAACUUCAGUGGAUACAUAGAAAGUAAGCAAGACUUUUUUUGAUGGUGGUAGGCACUAUUUUAAAAUUGUAGACAGGGUGCCAUAUAAUCAAAUGCAGACCCUGUGUAAGAUUAUACCUGUGUACAAUUUAAUUAUCAUUACAAAUGCCACAACUUAAGGUGCAGAAUAUUAAACCUGCCAUCUAUGUUUCUUGUAUUUAUUGGCAUGUAAGAAUGUGUAGUAAUCAUUGGUGAACUGGAACAUGGCAAAGUUAUUUCCGUUCCCAUUAACAAAUAGUGGUAAUUCAAUUAUUGGUCCAUUAGACUCUCCUGUUGGCAGUCGCCUAGAGAGGUUUUAAUGCUCCAGUGAGUAAAAAAAUACAUUACAGCUAUAGUCGUUUGAACUCAGUCCCGCCCUAUAAAAAGAGCGCAAGAAGUGCUGAAGAUGUGAUAUGUAGGUAUUAUUUUCCUUUACGUCCAUUUGUUUGAAGCUGUAAGCUCUAGUGGCUGUAUAGGAUUGUGUAUUCUGCAAGACCUUGUAUGAUGUGCAUGGAGAGGUGCUGCAGGUCUUACUGAAUUCCCUCUGAUUUUCACCGUCCACCCCUUUGCCUAUGAUCCUUGUAUGUUAAUUGUGAACCCUCUGUGCCCAGCUGAGUUUAUGUGUCCCAGAUGUAGCACAUGAAGCUGGGUGUUCAUGAGGUCAUAGGUCCCAAGCUGGACUUUCAUAAUGGUGCCUCUGUCUUUUGCUCUACCUGCCCAAUACUGAACCUCACCUUCCCUCUUUUGCCCAGAUUUCAAAAGAAUUCACUGUAAAAUAUGUCAGUAAGUAAAUAAAAUGUGUCAUUAACUACA